Molecule: messenger RNA, 3413 nt
Organism: Myripristis murdjan (pinecone soldierfish)
Lineage: Eukaryota; Metazoa; Chordata; Actinopteri; Holocentriformes; Holocentridae
Gene: lclat1
Product: lysocardiolipin acyltransferase 1
Exons: 6
Coding region: 352-1509 (385 amino acids)
Biological process (GO): phosphatidylinositol acyl-chain remodeling
Cellular component (GO): endoplasmic reticulum; endomembrane system
Molecular function (GO): acyltransferase activity
Source: RefSeq, a predicted model, not a curated record
GUUAGGAGUUGAGAGGUCGACUUAGCCAAACAGCAUGGCGGCUACUUUCUUAUCACCGCAGUCAUGUUUAAUAACACACACAUAGGAAGCGAGGUGGUUGUGCGCUUUUAUACGGAUUAAGUAAUUUCUCGUGAGGAUAACAAGACUUUGCCAAAGCAGCUGCAGUGUCCUUGCAGGUUUGGAGGACUGGUUUGUUGACAGUGUUAAGCUGGUUAGCCAACAAUGCUAGCUCCCUCGCUAGUAUGUCGCAACUAAGUCGCUAGCAUGCUACCGUAUCCCGGGACUUGUUGGAGCUAGCUCACCUCAGUGGCUGAUUUUGAUCUCUGAAGGAGGACAGGACUUUAUAAAGAUAUGGCCGUGUCGGUGCGGGGCCUGUACUUCGUGGUCACCCUGUUUUUGGGUAGUUUCUUUGGCAGCGUCUUCAUGCUGGGUCCAGUGUUGCCCCUCAUGCUGCUGUCUCCUGCAUGGUACCGCUGGAUCACUGAUCGCAUCGUAGCUACCUGGCUAACCUUGCCUGUGUCCCUGCUGGAGCUGGUGUUUGGUGUGAAGGUGGUUAUAACAGGCGAUGGCUUUGUUCCGGGGGAGCGCAGUGUGAUAAUCAUGAACCACCGUACCCGGCUGGACUGGAUGUUCCUGUGGUGCUGCCUGCUCAGGUACAGCUACCUUCGUCUGGAGAAGAUCUGUCUCAAGGCUGCACUCAAGGCUGUGCCUGGCUUCGGCUGGGCGAUGCAAGUGGCCUGCUUCAUCUUUAUCCAUCGUCGCUGGGAGGAGGACAAGAGCCACUUGGAGAACAUGCUGGACUACUUCUGUGACAUCAGGGAGCCCCUGCAGCUGCUGCUGUUCCCUGAGGGCACUGACCUCACUGAAAACACAAGAGCAAAGAGUGAUGAGUUUGCUGCCAAGAAUAGCCUGCCUAAAUAUGAAUAUGUGCUGCAUCCCCGCACCACUGGAUUCACCUUCAUUGUGGACACAUUACGGAAAGGAGACAACCUGGAUGCGGUCCAUGACAUUACAGUGGCAUACCCCAAGAACAUCCCUCAGACAGAACGGCACCUUAUCCUGGGGCUUUUCCCCCGUGAGAUCCACUUCCAUGUACGCCGCUAUGAGGCUGCCUCCCUGCCCACCUCCUCCUCUGCCCUGCAGACUUGGUGUCAGGAGCGCUGGGCAGAGAAGGAGACCCGCCUGCGGGACUUUUACUCAGGCGAGCCCCGGGCUUUUGACAGGGACGGUGUGGCACGUGUGCCACCCUGUAAGACAGAGCUACGUGUGGCUCUCAUCAAAGCUGCCUCACUGCUUUACUGGAGCAGCUUUAUUGCACUGUGCUUCACGGGCCUCUGGCUCUGGGCUCCGUUCAGGUUCUACUUCCUGGUGAUGGUUGGGGUGUACCUGGGCCAGCAGAAGCUGAUAGGAGGGCUUGAGCUGCUGGAGUUGACCUGUCAUCGUUACUGGAAGUCCAUGGCUGCUAAUGCGGCUGAGAAGAAUAAGGUGCUGGAUGGGAAGAUGCAGUGAGGAAGGAAGAAAAGGACUGCCAAAUGUUUUGAAUUGUGUUCAGCAAGGACACUGAGGCCUCAGUUGUCUUGGCUUUGCUCAGUCCAGAGGGGCAGAGGAUCCCCUCCAGGGGCCCAGUCCUCCUCUGUCUUAGACAGGGAGGAAGGAGUGCACCUACUGACAAUAUGCAUGGCUUCACUGAAGGGAGCACAGCUUGCUCUGGAAGAGGCUGGGAAACAGUGGAAGAACAAGAGGAAUGUUAUGUUUUUAUGUCUGUGCGCUUGUUUCAAGGAAUUAAUCACUCAUUUUAUUGUGUCAGAUGCCCACUGUUUGUGACAGUAACUGUAUCUCCCUAGCUGUUGUUGCAGUAUAAGUUUAUGUUGUUGUUCAUCCGAGACCUCAAGGUUGUCAUUUGUGUCACAAGAAAAAAACAACAACAAUGGUUUUAGUUUUUAGUUCAGUUGUACUGUAGCUGUGUCUUUAAAGUUAGUUUUAUUUUCAUGUUAUGUUGCUCUUGGUUUUGUAUCUGUGUCUUUAAAGUGAUGGAACACAGCCAUAGCGCGGAACACUUAUAACAUGAGGACUUGACUCAUUUAACCAAUGUUCAGUACUGUAGUUAGCCAAAUUAGAUUAUUGACUCAUCUAGCCAAAUCAGUCAGUUUCCAUUAGUAGUCUUUAGCCAAGAAUAUGUCAUUAGAAAGGAAUGGUGUUAUUCCCAGGGAAUCAUAGGAACAUACACAACAUGUGUAUCAUUGUUUACGUUCAUAGGAUAUGAAUACUCCUUCAUACAAAUGCAUAAGUUAAUGUGAUGUUUAUUGAUUAGCUCUUGUUUUGUGCAUGUUUGUUCAAGUAGCUUUUGCACAUAAAAGCCAAAGGUGAGACGAGCAGACGUGAUGUAAAAAAGUAACCAAACAGAAUGUAGCCUGUCUAUCAGGAAAGGACAGCUUCACCCAUCACUGCCAAGGGUGCCUGCAACUGGAUUGAAGCAACACGUGUAAUCAUCAACUCCUGAAGAUCAAAGAUCUGACUGAGGACUGACUGCAGGCACAGAUGAGUUUUCUUGCCUCUGUGGGAACGAAGAGAUUCCUUGUAGAGGCAGGAUGUGGGUGGUGCUGAGGUGGAAGAAUGUCCUGUUGGGACAACAUUACCCCUCAAUGUGCAGGGUGGCACGGAGGACCAGACUUGGAGUGGAAAACUGGCCUUGAGCUCAACCUAAUCCAAAAAAGCCCUGUAAUGCCCACCUCUCCCUGUGUCCCUCAUUGGGGAGCUGGCAUUGAUGCGCCUGCUAAACUCAAUUAGCAAAUGACAGCUGAAAAAGCUACUCCAAUUGUGCCAAAAAAGGACAGAAAUUGAGACAUUACAUUGGAGCAGCACUUCAUCCACUCUUAGCUCUCAAUACCACCUAAACCAUGCCAUAUUCUGAGGGCUGUGAAAGAUUUCUCUUGUACAAUCUACAGCAGUUUUUAUGACACUGUGCAAUCAAAUCGAGUUGACCAUCAAACUGCUGCAGGUGUGGCAAUCAUAUUUUGUGAAAGAAAAGUCUUAUGUCCCAGUCAGCCAAAAUAAUAAGACUGACUGAAGUGUCUUUCUUGUUUAUGUGUAUCUGAGGCUCCCAGCGUUAAAGUGUAAAGGGGCUGGUUUCAGUCACUGUGAUCGGCUAUGUUAACAAUUCUCACAUCAGCAUGUCAAUAGUUUACCAAACAUGGUACCUUCCAAACGAGAACGUCUGAACCAGCCAGAACCAACAUGUAUCUCUCUGUCUCUGUCUCUCUCUUUCUCAUGCAAUUUUUUUGUUACUUAUUUUACAAUCAGCUGCUGAUGCUGGACCUCUUUAAAGUCUGUCCUCAGGUAAAUACAUCGGGCACUGUUAUCAAUCUCUUAAAGAAAUAAACAUAUAUCUAAAUAAAUAUACCAUCUUAAUCCAU